AUGAAUAUUGAUAAGAUUUUCAAAUUAGCAAAAGGUUUCUAUGGUAGAUCAAAGAAUUGUAAAUCAUUGGCUCGUGAACGUGUAGAAAAAGGUCUUGAAUACAACUAUGUAUCUCGUCGUCUCUUUAAACGUGACAUGAGAUCAAACUUUAUUCAACGUAUCAAUGCUGGUGCUCGUCAACAUGAUCUAACAUAUAAUAGUUUUACUAGAGGAAUGGUUGCUUCUGAUAUUCAUUUAAAUAGAAAAGUAAAAGAUAGUAAAAAAAGAAAAGAGAAAAGAAUGAUUAGAUUAGAAUACUUACUUUUAUCUAUACUUUCAGAAUUGGCAGUUACAGAACCAUUUAGUUUUAAAGCUUUAACUGAUGUUGCAAAGACUACAUUAACUCAAUUAGAUGGAACUUCUUAUUUACCAAAACAACAUAAAAGAAUGGAUACAGUUAAAAUAGUAGAAGAAUCAGAUAAUAAUAAUAAUUUAACAUCAGAGAUUGAAUUAUUUUUAGAAGAGAUUUUAGUAUCAAAAUUACCUCAAGAUGCAAAAGAUCGAUUUUUAGAAAAGUUAUAUCGUGGAUAUUAUUAUAGAGGAUUGGAAUUUCUAAAAAAUGAAUAUUAUAAUCUACUAGAGGAAUAUGAAUUUGAAAAGAAAAUUCAAAUUGCUUUAAUCAAGAUGAAGGAUUUCGAUCAAUCUUUAAAUAAUCAAAUCAAAAAUACAAACAAGUUUCAAUUGGAAAUUGAUCAAUUAAAAUUAAAAUUAUUAAAUUUAAAUGAUUUUGAAUUGUCUAAAAUUAAUCAAAAAUUUGAAAAUGCUGUAAAAGAAUUAAAAAAUAAAGAUUAA
This is a messenger RNA of Cavenderia fasciculata, 831 nucleotides long. RefSeq lists its product as uncharacterized. Gene Ontology annotation, cellular component: ribosome. Gene Ontology annotation, biological process: translation; ribosomal large subunit assembly. The record is from RefSeq and is a predicted model, not a curated record. Gene Ontology annotation, molecular function: rRNA binding; structural constituent of ribosome. The coding region runs from base 1 to 831 and encodes 276 amino acids. The transcript is spliced from 4 exons. Lineage: Eukaryota; Evosea; Eumycetozoa; Acytosteliales; Cavenderiaceae.